AUGGCGACCGGUGACGAUUUCACAAAAUCUAUCGCUGAAGGACCGGAGCAGAUUUUCGAUACAUGUUCUCCGUGUUCAGAAUCCGGAAGUUCAAAAGAAGCGGAUAAGUUCUGUGUUGAUUGUGGAUCAUAUUUUUGUGCUAAAUGUCUGCUGGAUCAUAACAAAUUUCCGGCGUUAAGAUCACACCACAUUUCAGACAAGCCCGAACAAAACAAACGAAAUGAAACUCAAACGAGCCUGCCGACAGAGCGAUGUUCAAUCCACCAUGGAAAGUUGGUUGACAUGUUCUGUAAAGAUCAUGACGAAGUGUGUUGUGCAGCUUGUAUUGCUAUGAAACACAGGGCAUGUGUAAAUGUGGACUAUAUUCCCAGCAUUUCAAACGGUAUACGAGACAGUACUGAGUACAAGGACACCAAACAUUCACUUCAAGAUGAAACAAAAAAGAGAAGCAAGAAACAAUAAACUGAAUGAUCUUGAGAAGCAAAAGAAUAA
This is a messenger RNA of Mercenaria mercenaria, 492 nucleotides long. RefSeq lists its product as uncharacterized. Gene Ontology annotation, molecular function: zinc ion binding. The record is from RefSeq and is a predicted model, not a curated record. The transcript has 2 exons. Lineage: Eukaryota; Metazoa; Mollusca; Bivalvia; Venerida; Veneridae. Bases 1 to 462 code for a protein of 153 amino acids.